AUGCCGGGGAAUCCUUCUAAUAGAACGACUACGAGCACUGAGACGAAUACGGGAACGAGACCGAUAUUGCAUCUUCGGAAUAAGAAGACGGACAAGAUGGCCAAGCCCAGGGUGAGAUGGACCAAUGAUGUGGUGGACAACGAGAAUAUGGACAAAAAGAAGUCGAAGAUAUGCUGUAUAUUCCAUCCGCAACGAGAGUUUGGGGAACUGUCGUCGGAAUCGAGCGACGAGUCGAGCGACGAGUCUGACGAGUCGGAUGCUGGGGCAGGAGGUGAAUCGAAUGGAGCUUCGAAUGGGGGUUCUGACAAGGAUGCAUGCUGUGGAAAACACAAGCGGAAGCAGAAGAAGCCGAGAAAAUCGACGCCCAAUGCGUAUGAGAAGCAGCCUACGUAUAAGAACAAAUAG
This is a messenger RNA of Debaryomyces tyrocola, 405 nucleotides long. The record is from the annotation of a GenBank genome assembly. NCBI's taxonomy places the organism in Eukaryota, Fungi, Ascomycota, Pichiomycetes, Serinales, Debaryomycetaceae.